Rotaria socialis is the source of this 501-nucleotide messenger RNA. The record is from the annotation of a GenBank genome assembly. NCBI's taxonomy places the organism in Eukaryota, Metazoa, Rotifera, Eurotatoria, Philodinida, Philodinidae.
AUGAACAAUAGCUAUUAUUCACCUUCACUCCACCAAUAUUCAGCAUCGUACAACUAUGUGCAUGAGUACCCAGUAUCAACAACACCUGCAUAUUGUUAUUCGAUUUCGACGCAACCUUCAUGUCCUGUUCAUUCGCCACGGAAUUUCUAUGCAUCUUCAACAUCACCUUCAAUGAAUAUAUCACUUGUGCCUUCCAGUUAUUAUCAACCACAAAACACGGAAUUAUAUUCUCCUUGUGUUCAAAGACCAACACCUGUUCACCAUGUUGCUGAUCGUACACCGCUUCGUCGACAUCGAUGCUUUAAAAAACAUGAAAUUCAAAUACUUCAUCAAGCAUACAAUCGUGAUUCUCAUCCAUCAACAGAAACUCUUCGACAAUUGGCAGUUCAUUUGGAAGCUCCAAUUGAGAAAGUUCGACAAUGGUUCAAAAAUCGGCGACACAGCGACAAACAAAAGAAACGAAUUAUUUCAAUGACUGAAACAACAACAACAAGCAAUUGA